Messenger RNA from Medicago truncatula (barrel medic), 1618 nucleotides. Its product is annotated as S-adenosylmethionine synthase. The record is from RefSeq and is a predicted model, not a curated record. Gene Ontology annotation, biological process: S-adenosylmethionine biosynthetic process. NCBI's taxonomy places the organism in Eukaryota, Viridiplantae, Streptophyta, Magnoliopsida, Fabales, Fabaceae. Bases 171 to 1361 code for a protein of 396 amino acids. Gene Ontology annotation, molecular function: ATP binding; methionine adenosyltransferase activity. The transcript has 2 exons.
CAGCAACCUCUCUCAUUUGAGACUUUUGCCUAUAAAUUGAGUUCCAAGUCUUCUCUUUGGACUCACAACGCUUGAUCAGACUUAACCAUAGCAAAGCGGGUUCAAUCUGUUCAAGCACCAACUUCUCUUUCUUUCACCAACUACCUUUUUCUUUAAGGUCUUAAUUAAAGAUGGCAACAGAAACUUUCCUAUACACAUCUGAAUCUGUGAACGAGGGACACCCCGACAAGCUUUGCGACCAGAUCUCUGAUGCCGUUCUAGAUGCUUGCCUCGAGCAAGAUCCAGACAGCAAAGUUGCAUGUGAAACUUGCACAAAGACCAACAUGGUUAUGGUCUUUGGUGAGAUCACAACAAAAGCAAAUGUUGACUACGAAAAGAUUGUCCGUAAAACAUGCAGGAACAUAGGUUUUGUUUCAGAUGAUGUUGGUCUUGAUGCUGACAACUGCAAAGUCCUUGUCAACAUUGAACAACAGAGUCCUGAUAUUGCUCAAGGUGUUCAUGGCCAUCUUACAAAAAGACCUGAGGAAAUUGGUGCUGGUGAUCAAGGUCACAUGUUCGGGUAUGCUACCGAUGAAACACCCGAGCUUAUGCCUUUAACCCAUGUUCUUGCAACCAAGUUAGGAGCUAAGCUCACUGAAGUUCGCAAGAACGGAACAUGCCCUUGGUUGAGACCUGAUGGAAAGACCCAAGUCACUAUUGAGUAUUUCAAUGACAAGGGCGCCAUGGUUCCGAUCCGUGUCCAUACUGUCCUUAUCUCAACACAGCACGAUGAAACUGUCACCAAUGACGAAAUUGCAGCUGAUUUGAAGGAACAUGUGAUCAAGCCCGUGAUCCCAGAGAAGUACCUUGAUGAGAAAACCAUCUUCCACUUGAACCCUUCAGGCCGUUUCGUCAUCGGUGGUCCUCACGGUGACGCUGGUCUAACCGGCCGCAAGAUCAUCAUCGAUACUUAUGGUGGUUGGGGUGCACACGGUGGUGGUGCUUUCUCCGGUAAAGAUCCAACAAAAGUCGACAGGAGUGGAGCUUACAUUGUGAGACAAGCUGCAAAGAGUAUUGUUGCUAACGGACUUGCUAGAAGGUGCAUUGUGCAAGUUUCCUAUGCUAUCGGUGUUCCAGAGCCAUUGUCUGUGUUUGUUGAUUCUUACGGUACCGGAAAGAUCCCUGAUAAGGAAAUCCUUAACAUUGUGAAGGAAACCUUUGACUUCAGGCCAGGAAUGAUCUCUAUUAACCUUGAUCUUAAGAGGGGUGGAAAUAACAGGUUUUUGAAGACUGCUGCUUAUGGACAUUUUGGUAGAGAUGAUGCUGAUUUCACAUGGGAGGUUGUGAAGCCACUCAAGGGUGGAAAGUUAGCCACUGCUUAAGUGAAGUAAUGGAGUUUUGGAUGGUGCUUACAAAUCUUGAUUGUACCAAAAGCAUGUUAUAAUUUUUCUUGUGUUCCCCUUCCCCCUGUUUUCAUUUAUUAUAUGUAUUUUUUUCUUCUGAUUUGUGUACUUUGUAUGUGUUCGUUUAGAACAUAUAUAUAUUUUACAUGAUCAACCGACAAAAUGUUGUGUCAAGAUUUAUCCCAUAUAAUGUAAUAAUACCAAAUUAAAGUGAGCUUACAAUUAGUUGGUUACUA